Messenger RNA from Prunus avium (sweet cherry), 588 nucleotides. Lineage: Eukaryota; Viridiplantae; Streptophyta; Magnoliopsida; Rosales; Rosaceae. The record is from RefSeq and is a predicted model, not a curated record.
AUGAAGGAUCUCGACAAAUUAACCUAUUUUUUGGGUCUUCAAGUUCAGUAUACCUCUACAGGUAUUCAUGUUAACCAAUCUAAAUAUGCUACUGAUCUUCUCCUUAAGGCUGGUAUGACUCAGUGCAAGCCUUGUUCUACACCCUGCUUACCUACUUCCAAGUUACUAAAGUUUGAUGGAACACCUUUAUCUGAUCCUACCUUUUAUCAAAGUUUAGUAGGAGGACUUCAGUAUCUUACCUUCAGCAGGCCUAACAUUGCAUUUGUCGUAAACACUCUUUGCCAGUUUAUGCAUGUACCCACCGAUACACAUUUUGCUGCAGUCAAACGUGUGCUACGAUACUUGGGUGGUACUCUGACGCAUGGCAUUCAUUUUACCUCUGGUGAUGUUCGUCUACAAGCCUACUCCAAUGCAGACUGGGUGGGUGAUGUCAAUGAUCUUCGUUCCACAAUAGGGUAUGAUGUUUUUCUUGGUAAUAAUCCAAUUGCUUGGUGUGCCAAGAAGCAGGGUACAGUUUCUCGUUCCUCAACAGAGGCUGAAUAUAGAGCUCUUGCUAUCACAGCUGCUGAGUUGUCCUCUCUACGUUAA